Cylicocyclus nassatus is the source of this 729-nucleotide messenger RNA. The record is from the annotation of a GenBank genome assembly. Lineage: Eukaryota; Metazoa; Nematoda; Chromadorea; Rhabditida; Strongylidae.
AUGGCGAUGUUCUCAGCUUUGUACGAAUACGCUGAGGAGCUGUUGCCUGUACUCAAGAACUGGUUUCAUGAGUACGUCGAGGUUAUGGGCAGCUCUCCAUCUAAACGGAGCCGAUUCGAGCAUGCAUAUGCAGCAGCAAAUCCGCUCUACGAGGAAGUUACUUGGCCCAAGUUUCUGGAAAUGAUCAGGGAACUGAACAGAAAAUGUUUCCGCGUUCGAAAUGAGAAGGGAGAUUAUAUAUGUUUUGCACUUGAUAAAACCUGUACCGAUGGAUUCCUUUGGAAGAAAUUGGCGAAAAUAAAAUGCUUCACGGUUAACUUGGAUUCUCUUCAAGUAACCUCCAGCAAAGUGCUGAGGUUUGACGAGUUUCUCAAUGUUUACAGUGUGCACAAGGAUGCACUGCGAAAUAAUUUGCCCAAUGAAAUGUCUAGUAGUCAGUACAUAUUCCGUGAGACAGCCGACAGUGAAGGGUUGUGCUGCAUUUGCAUGGAAAACAAUAAUGAGGUUUUACUUCCAUGUCUUCACUCGUUCUGCAUGGUUUGCAUCGCUUUGGAGAUGGAGUUUCGCCCUCAGUUCAGCUGUCCGGUUUGCAAAGCUCGAAUUGAGCAUCCGAUAGAAGAAUCUUGGGAAGUGCCUGAUCCACCGAACCCUGAAGAAGUUGUUGCCUAUCUUAGCAAAAUUGUGUCUUAUAACAAGCGUUCGCUCUACGCUACCUGUGCGGAUUCUUAG